AUUAAGUUCCUUAUGUCUUCCCCAAAAAUUGCUUCCCUCUCCUGGGGACAGAUGAAAGUACAAGGCUCUACUAAAACCUAUAAGGACUGCAAAGUGUGGCCAGGAGGCAGUCGAGCUUGGGAUUGGAGAGAAACAGGAACUGAGCAUUCUCCUGGUGUGCAGCCUGCAGAUGUGGAGGAAGUUGUCAAGAAGGGUGUGCAGACUCUUGUGAUUGGCCGAGGAAUGAGUGAGGCCUUAAAGGUGCCUCCAUCAACUGUGGAAUACCUCGAGAAACAAGGCAUUGAUGUGCGGGUCCUGCAGACAGAGCAGGCUGUGAAGGAGUACAAUGCCUUGGUUGGCCAAGGAGUCAAGGUGGGAGGUGUUUUCCAUUCCACCUGCUGAUGGAGCCUUAAAAGGACAAUAAAUCACU
This is a messenger RNA of Chrysochloris asiatica (Cape golden mole), 409 nucleotides long. It is a transcript of the gene AAMDC, whose product is annotated as adipogenesis associated, Mth938 domain containing. Bases 13 to 381 code for a protein of 122 amino acids. The record is from RefSeq and is a predicted model, not a curated record. Gene Ontology annotation, biological process: positive regulation of fat cell differentiation. Lineage: Eukaryota; Metazoa; Chordata; Mammalia; Afrosoricida; Chrysochloridae. The transcript has 3 exons. Gene Ontology annotation, cellular component: cytoplasm.